Molecule: messenger RNA, 1730 nt
Organism: Coffea eugenioides
Lineage: Eukaryota; Viridiplantae; Streptophyta; Magnoliopsida; Gentianales; Rubiaceae
Product: protein YeeZ
Exons: 9
Coding region: 13-1074 (353 amino acids)
Source: RefSeq, a predicted model, not a curated record
UGCAGUCGUGGCAUGGCCCUGGCGCGGUCGCCGGCAAUUUCCCCCCGCUUUGCUCAUACAAUCUCGACUCCGACGGCUUCGUCUUACCUCCGUCUGAGAUGCAAUCUGCAGGAUAACUCCGGAUGUCCUAUACCAAAUUCCCAGAAUCUGCAGAUGUUUAUUCUGGGCAUGGGUUUCGUGGGACAAUUCUUUGCUGCUGAUUUGAAGAACAAAGGAUGGGUGGUGAGUGGGACCUGUACCAGCAUUCCUAAGAAAACGAAACUCGAACAAAUGGGAUUUGAUGCCUACAUCUUUGACGCAAAUGACCCUGACCCGGAAGUUCUUGAUGUCAUACAACAUCACAGUCAUCUCGUUAUAUCAAUUCCUCCUGUUGCGGGUCUUGGUGAUCCUAUGCUGCAUCAUAAAGGGCUAUUGAAAAGUAAACUAAAACAAGGCAAUGUUAGGUGGCUUAGUUACUUGUCAUCAACUCGUGUAUAUGGAGAUAGUUGUGGUGCAUGGGUGGAUGAAGAUCAUCCGAUCAUUCCCACUAAUGAGUUGGCUAGAGCUAGAUUAGCUGCUGAGGAAGGAUGGUUAAGGUUUGGUCGUGAUCUGGACGUGGCAGUACAAAUAUUUCGACUCGGAGGUAUCUAUGGCCCUGGCAGAAGUGCCAUUGAUACCAUAAUUAAGCAGGAGCCACAGUCCACAAGUCAGAGAAUGCGAUCAUCGAGGCGUUACACAUCCAGGAUCCAUGUUGCUGACAUCUGCCAAGCACUCAAUGCCAGCAUAGAGAAGCCAUCUGGAGGGAAAAUAUACAACAUUGUUGAUGAUGACCCUGCCCCACGAGUGGAAGUCUUUACAUUUGCACAGAAUUUGGUGAAGAGCAAGUGGCCAGACCAUGGACAACCACUCAUCAAUCCUCUAAUAACAGACUCCCUCAUCCCAGAGGGAGGCUACAGUGAGGAGAAGCGAGUCUCAAAUAGACGUAUGAAGGAAGAGCUGGGAGUGAAGCUGCUUCAUCCUACUUAUAGGUCUGGAUUGCAGGAUAUAAUUGGCCAUGUUGAGAGUCCAUUCGUCCACAAUCCGCCAAGUCCAUGAGAUUCUGUUGUUAAUAGCUGAAGAGAUUUGGCAGAGGCCAGCUGCAGGUAAUUGAAUAGAUGGUGACUUUUAAAUAGCGUACUGCAUUUCCAUUGAACAUGCUGACUAGCUUAGUAGUCCCUAGAGCUGGCAUUGAUGCAUUUGGGGAGGCCGAUAUGAUGACUGAGGACUGGGAAGGAUAACCUGAAAUGGCGUAAACAUGUUUGAAAAUCCAACUUGUGCAGGGCAUUGGUUUGUGGUAAUAGAACCAACUGGCGUUGAGAGGUAGUUAGGAAGCUGCAAAAAGCGACGAUAGAAAGCGAUGGAAAAGAGGUGCGGCGGGCAGCUUCCAGAACCGCUAAACGGAAUAAUGGCCAAUGGCGUGCCCGACAAAAGCACAGGAAUGGAGAACAUGGACGAGUUUCGACGGCUUCUGAGUUCUCAGGAUAAUCUUCCUUUGUUUUGCUGACAAGUGUUUACAAAUGAGUACACGUGUACCACAUUCUCCUCCAGCUUGCAGCGCACCGUCGCUGCUUAGAAACGGCAAAAGUGUAGCACGAGCCGUCUAUAAAACCGUGAGUCCGUGACAGCAAGAAGAGAACUGGAAGUGACCUCUAGAACCUUUCCAUCCUUAUCCUCGCUGUUAAUGAAAACUCAUUUCUAUCCACAAAAAAAAA